This is a messenger RNA of Ornithodoros turicata, 2523 nucleotides long. RefSeq names its product eukaryotic translation elongation factor 1 epsilon-1-like (gene AIMP3). The transcript has 6 exons. Gene Ontology annotation, biological process: positive regulation of DNA damage response, signal transduction by p53 class mediator. Gene Ontology annotation, cellular component: aminoacyl-tRNA synthetase multienzyme complex; nucleus; cytoplasm. Bases 37 to 558 code for a protein of 173 amino acids. NCBI's taxonomy places the organism in Eukaryota, Metazoa, Arthropoda, Arachnida, Ixodida, Argasidae. The record is from RefSeq and is a predicted model, not a curated record.
UAGGAGCUCCAAUCGCGAGCGACACCGGCGAAGAAGAUGGCGGCGCACAUGCAGUUAUUUCUCCGGUACUUGGAGUUGAACCCCAAAAAUGUUGUGAUCAAGUGUAAAGAUGAGAUCCCACAAACAAAGGUAAAAAAUGGUGAAGAGGUUACAGGUCUUCUUGCUGUCUGUAGCUAUUUAGCUCAGCAGUCCUCAAAUAAGCAGCAUCUACUAGGAACCAACCCUGAGGAAAGGGCGUGUGUUCAGCAGUGGGUAGAAUAUCGGCAACUUUUCGUGGACAGGUGCGCAUCUAGCCAGGAAUCUACAAAUACAGUUCUGAAGGAGCUGAAUCUCUACUUGAAAGAUCGAGUGUAUUUUGUUGCGAACACGCUUACGCUGGCUGACAUCCUCAUUUAUUACAGCCUACAUCCACUUUUUGCCACAAUGAGUUUUCAAGACAAAGAAGCCUACAACCACGUGUCUCGCUGGUUUGAUCUCAUACAGCACGACAGCGGUAUUCGUCAAACCCUUCCUCUUCUCGUCUUCAGCAAGACAUUGUUGUAUGAAAAGCACAGAUGAAAAGCCUGUGCACCACCUCAUACCCCCAGCACAAGCAUUUAAUGACACAGAUUCCUUUUAUAGAAACAGCAUUGACGUUCCAUUUAUCCUUGAUUUUGCAAACACACCUUACGCAACUUGAAAUUUGUGUCUCCCCUGCUGUGAUACACGGAUAUGUACCAGAUAAGGCCCUGAGCUCCGUGGGACUUAAUGUCAUUCCGCUAUGGAGUUCGGUACCACAUUAGGUACAUUCUACGGAUCUUGAUCACGAGACCAAAGAGCAAUUGAAGGUGUUUUCGAUAUGUCAUGGCACAGGCUGUAAACUGCAUUCCCAGCAAAGCAAGACUAUUGUGUGCGUUGGCAUCACGUGCAGUGGGUCAUCACAGCAUCGUAAAAGGCACAUGGGAGACAGCGUUCUCGGUUGUGGCAAAAUUACUUCCUACUAGAAUAUGAUUUAGAGCCUGAAGUUUUAGGGUUUAUCCCGAUUCUUCCUGAAUUUGCACCCCGAAUUGAGGGUUACUUCUUUAGGGUGAAACCCGAUUUUUACCCAGCAAAUUGCCCCCAGUGAGACGUCUAUAGGAAUGCACACUAACUUAUUAACUUAUUUGGCAGCAAAUGCAGUUACAUCACCGUUUGUACCAAACCAGUACAGCUACAUGAUGGCAAUUGAUGUUCUGAGGCUGGAACAUAUAGAAAGGACAAAUACAUACAAGGCCUCAAGUGCCUAAGAAAUUCAUGAUGAAAGAAGGAAGUCACUGAAAAGGAUAGCCCUCCGUAGGACUCGAACCCACAUCUUCUGGAUUGCCGGUUCAGGGCUCUUACCAAUUGAGCUAAGCUUACACGACUAACUUUCAUCAUUCAUUUCUUUCAUCAGUACGGCUAGUUUAAGUGACUGAGCCCAGUUUCUCCGCAAAUUUAGCAUACUGGAAGUUUUCCCACCCGAAGUCGCACGAAUUUAGGGCACAUGUUUAUUUACCCCAUUCUCAUACCCCAAAUUUACAGAGAAAUAGUUCCUAAAAACUUCAGGCUCUAAAACGAUUCUAAUGCUGCAUUUCCACACAUUAUUUCCCUUUCACAUUCAGAACGAAAUCCCAGGGUAGCAUUCGUGGCAAUAAUCGUCACUCACUUUAUUUUGCAACCCCGAUCAAUCUAGAGCUAUUAAAUAGCUCAAAUCUUUCAUAGGGAAUUGCUAGUGUACACCGACGGCUGUGAUACUAUGGGUUGGAAAUUCAGUUGGGAAUUAUACUGUGCCACAGUUUCUGAAUUUCCCACUAAAAGCCAGUAGCUCAAGAGACAGUAUUCACUGAGAUGAUGGAAGAUUGGUGCCCCCACAAUUUAGAUAAAUGGUAGUGCUAGCUGCUGACAACCAAUAUUUGUGAUUUUGUGACAGUUUUUGUUUGUUAUUUAAUACUUUUUUUAUGUCAAGUGAUUUGUCGUUUGUGUACUAAUUUCUGUGAAGUAAAUGGUGUGUCCUGACAAGGAUAGUGUGACUUGCGCUCGGGACUGCGAGAGGUUAUCUUCGUUGCUUCCAAGGAGGCAGUUGCCAGACAUGACAGUGACACAACCACUAUCCGUUUGAGGACGUUGUCGACGCUUUCGCACACUCUAAACAUGGCAGGUGUCAACUGAACAUCAUAGCAUUACAAAAAAAUAACUACUUUAUCUGAUUGAUGAUGAGUGGGGAGUUAACAUCAGAUUAGCAAUACGGCCUGCAGAAAGUAAGAAAGUACCGAGCAUGAAACCAUAUGCGCUGCUCAUAACAGUCGUAAGAGAUGAAACACAGCAUCCACUUACAUUUUGUAUCUUGCGAUGCCCAAGUUUUUUCUUGACAAAGCAGAAGCGCCCUCCUCGUAUCUCUGCAUGGAGUGUUUGCUGCGCUGUAAGCUGCAAGUGAGGUACACAUAUGUCAGUAAUUAUGUACAAAUAGUGUACCAAUUAUGCAUGGUGCUAGCUGCAUGACAUAAAUAAACAGUUCCUAUUCCCUUA